Aegilops tauschii subsp. strangulata is the source of this 984-nucleotide messenger RNA. NCBI's taxonomy places the organism in Eukaryota, Viridiplantae, Streptophyta, Magnoliopsida, Poales, Poaceae. The record is from RefSeq and is a predicted model, not a curated record.
AUGGCUGAGAUUGCCCAAUACCUCUUCAUAACACAGGGUCCCGCCCGCCCGACUGGAAAAAAAACCAACCGUCCAGACGUGGCCGCCCCGCCCGCCCGCGAUCAACGCGGCAACCGCGCGGUCAACGCGGCGGCCGCGCAUCGUCUUCCGCGCGUUGCCCCCGUCCCUAUCCACCCUCCCCCAGACCGCGCCUGCCGCACGCCGCCGUCUGCCAGCUCCCCGCCUGCCGCACGCCACCGCCUACCGGCUCCUCGCCUGCCGCGCCUCUCACCUACCGGCAACCGCGCAGUCAACGCGGCUGCCGCGCAUCGUCUUCCGCACGGCGCGCCCCCGUCCCUAUCCACCCUCCUCCAGACGCGGCUGCCGCACGCCGCCGUCUGCCGCCUGCCGCAAGCCACCGCCUGCCGGCUCCUCGCCUGCCGCGCCUCUCACCUACCGUCGUUAAUGCCCCUCCCCGCACCCGCCCCCGCACCCGCUCCGCGCCCGCCGGCUAUAAAAUCUACUCCCGUCGCGCCCGCCCUGCCCACACCGCCCGUCCAUCUCACCCCUCUCUCGCCCCCACCGCUGCGUCAUCUCCACCGGCCUGCAAAAAUGGCGUCGAGCGACUCGGACAGCGACGGCGCGACGGAAGAUCUCUUCCGGUUCGGCCUGUUCGUGCCGCCGGCGGCGAAGGUGCCGCGGCCGUGGAGGAUCUCCGCCGACGGCUACCCCACGCAGGGCCCGCUGGUGACGAACGCCGAGCUGAGCGCGCACCCCGGUGGGCGGUUCAACCGGAGGAACCGCCGCCGAUUUUGGAGGGGCAAGCGGUUCAACGACGUGAUCGGCGCCUUCAAGCGCGCCGCCCGUGGGCUCCCCGUCGGCGACCGAACGCACGUCACGUCACGUCCGGCCAGUGUUUUAGGGCAUUUUCACUGGGAAAAUCCUAAGAAAUGCAUCAAGCGCCGGAAAAAAUAUGCAAACUGGCGUGGGUGCUGUCGACGGUGA